This is a messenger RNA of Hylaeus volcanicus, 3304 nucleotides long. It is a transcript of the gene Zw10, whose product is annotated as centromere/kinetochore protein zw10 homolog. Gene Ontology annotation, cellular component: RZZ complex; chromosome, centromeric region; nucleus. NCBI's taxonomy places the organism in Eukaryota, Metazoa, Arthropoda, Insecta, Hymenoptera, Colletidae. The record is from RefSeq and is a predicted model, not a curated record. The transcript is spliced from 10 exons. The coding region runs from base 178 to 2337 and encodes 719 amino acids. Gene Ontology annotation, biological process: mitotic spindle assembly checkpoint signaling; endoplasmic reticulum to Golgi vesicle-mediated transport; mitotic cell cycle.
GUAAACUGUGAUAAGAUACAAACUGUUAUAGAAUGGAGGUUAUAUUCUCCUUGUAUAAUUGAUCGCUACGAACACUAUUACCUGGCUAUGAAAUGAUAAUAUUUAAUGUUAAGUUCAGCGUGAAAGGUAUCAAGUGAUCCUCAAAAUUAGUAUACAAAACACUCACUCGAGGUAAACAUGACGUCGUUUUUAACUGACGUGUUGAUCACAGCAGGCAAACUCGAAAAAGUUAAUUUGAACGAAAAGAUAGCAGAAAUACAGAAGGAGAUAACGAGACUAAAGUAUGACAUCAAGGAUUUUAUGGAUGAUAAUUAUACAGCAUUUACGUCAAAGCUUACGCGAGAUCAGCAUCUGGUGACAAAAGGAGAAAAAUUGCUAGAAGAAAUGAAUGUACUACAAAAGAGAAUAGAUGAUCAGGUUAAAAUAGAAUUAUCAGGUUCCACAAAAGAACUAAAAACCCUUUCGCAAGCCCUGAAAGAGUCCAACAUGAUGUUACAGCUCUCCAAUCAACUUUUGACUCUACAUGAAUGCAUUAAGUCUAUAAAAAAUUAUCAGGACGAGAAACGAUAUGGCGAUGUAGCUAAAACGUUAGGUCGCAUGCAGACAAUAUUGUACAGUCCACAAAAUGAUUUACACGAUCUCGAUAUUUAUACAGCUCUUGAGGGUGAAUACAUUAAUCUGUACACGUCGUUUCUAUCCAAUGCAUCUUUGCUGUUAAAUGAGCGAAUCCACUGGACUGGCAUUGAAGAUCAAAACUCAAAGAUUGUUACAUUAAGUGUCAAGGACGAUUUCGAUGACAUGCACGAUUUAAUACAAGGCCUACAUUAUAUCGACAACCUUUCCAGUCAUCUACACGAAUUCGCGACCAUUCUUAUGAACUACGUAAUUGCCCCUAUUAUUAACGACGAAUGUUCCGUGUACGUCGUCAACGAAAAAGUCUUCACCGUCGAAAUAAUGAACAGAAAGAAAUCGCCUAGUUACAAAAGCGUGUUCUACAAUUUAGAAUUGUUGUUCAAGUUUCUUCAUCAACACUUCAAUCUAGCAAUAUACGACAACGAAACCUUCCUGAAACAGAUACAACCACACUUACUGGAUCGACUAUCGGCGAUGCUAAUGGCCGACUGCAUCUCGCAUAUCGCUCCAACGUCCAGCACGGAUUUGAAAAACUUCGCGCCAAUUGUUAAAGAGAUCGAUGAUUUUCAAUAUUUUUUAGUCGAAAUAGGCUUCAUUACGAACAAUCAACUGUUCCUCUCGGAAUAUACGAAAAAUAUCGACAAGUUGUUCAUCGAGAGGAUUUGUCAAGAUUUACUGGCAAAGGCGCGAAGCAUUAUGAAAAAAGAUUUGCAUGAUUGUAUCAUGUACGAGCCACAGGAGGUGCUCGAAUUUACAGAAGAUUCAUACAACAGCGAGAUAAAAGUAGGCUCGAAACUGAGUGAUAAUACAUUCCAACUCCCUAGAUGUCAAAUAAGCAAAAGUGCGAAAGAAACAGUUGACCUCGCACGGAGCAUUUUGGAUGAGGCAUGCGAAACAGAUGCCUGCGCCAUCAGAUUGUUUUAUACCUGCAGGAAUAUUUUCGAAAUGUAUUCAGGAUUGGUGCCUGAACAUCAUCGAAAAUUUUUAGAAACAAUACCGCAACAAGUCGCUGUAUUUCAUAACAAUUGUAUGUAUCUUGCACAUCAACUUCUUACGUUGGCUCACGAAUAUAGGGACAAGCUACCGACAUCUAUACAAAAUUACAAUUUAACUUUCGCCGAUCAAAUAUUGAUAUUACGAAACGUCGGAUCAGCGUGUUUCUUAGAACAUAUGAAGUACCAACGAAAUAUUAUCUUUGACAUUCUCAAGGAGUCUGGUUUAUCGGCACUGGGUCAAACUACUGAGUUGCAACCCAAUACAGAGCGUGCGCUGCGACAAUGCAUUAGACAACUAGAACUACUAAAAACAGUUUGGCUAGAUGUGUUACCUGUUAAUGUUUAUUGCAGAGCUGUCGGAUGCAUCAUGAAUUCCAUGAUUGAAGAUUUAAUAAUAAAAGUAAUAUCCGUCGAAGACAUUCCUGCUGAUGAUGCAACUGAAUUGGUGACAUUAUUCAAUAUGAUCGUCAAACGUGCACCAAUAAUAUUUCCAGAUCCUCAGAAAAUCCAUCAACAUGUACGCAAGUGGGAAAAGUUCUUGGAAUUGAUUAAAGUACUUGGCGCAUCACUGAAAGAAAUUGAAGUUAGGUGGGGAGGCGGCAAAGGACCAUUAGCGCGUGAAUUUACAGCUCCUCAAGUUAAACAAUUAAUUAGAGCACUAUUUCAAAAUACUGAACGAAGGUCCAAUUUGUUAGCUUCUAUAAAAUAACAUUAAAAACGCACAAGUUUAUAAAAUGGACUGAAUUUUCUGCAUUUAUUAUUAUAGUAAUCAUUAAUAUUAACGAUAUAAUUAACAUGAAUAUAUAUAUAUAUAUAUUCGCAUUAGUUAUGUAUUACCAAAUUAUAUUGAUAAUAUUAGGAUACCAUCUUUCAUUUAUGAUCUUUUCCUUUUAGUUCUAAAUUUAUAUUGUAAUACUUACGUAUCAAGUUCCAUGUGUUGUUGAAAACUACACAUUCGAAUAAUUAUUGUAUUUUUAAUAGAACGUAAUCUUUUAAAAAUUGUCAUUUACAAUUUUUUAAUAAAUUUUUGAAUGAAUCUCCCAAUAAUAAAUAUAAAUUUUUAACAGUAUUGUAACGACCACUCGCGCUUUAUAAUUAUUGCGGCAAAAAAUUUUCGACAUUUUUUUUUUAUCCUGAUUCGAGAAAAUAAACCAGUAAAUAUCGUAAACUUUAAUAAAGUAGGCAAGCAGACAGACAGGCAGGCAGGCAGGCAGGCAGGGUGGCGGGCAGUAGUGAGAGCAAAUCAUUUAAUAGAUUUCCAAUUCCAUAUCAUUUACAGCAAUGGCAAACAUUAUUACCAUAAUUUCAGUAUUUUUCAUUUGAGUAUCCACAGUGAUAAACGCUCAAAAAUGUCCAAAUGCAAUACUAUCUCUGCACAUAUAUUUCAAGGCCAUACUUCAGAUCAUAAGUAAUGAAUUAAUUUUGCAGCUCUUUAAUCGUGAGUUCACAUUGGUGUAUAAAAGUUCUUAAGGCAAAGCUGCACAAUUAAGUAUAUACGAGCAGUAGUGUGCAUUUGGUUAAAAUUGCGCAAAUUUUCCUCGUUUUAUUUCAUUUUUUAAAAUAAAAGUAUUACUAUUCGUUAAACAAUAAGUACGUUCGUAAUAGAUGAUAUAAAAGUAUCGACCAUUAUAUUGGAACCCCCAUAGAACACAUGUUAACGUUAAAAGAAACAAAAA